Molecule: messenger RNA, 901 nt
Organism: Owenia fusiformis
Lineage: Eukaryota; Metazoa; Annelida; Polychaeta; Sabellida; Oweniidae
Source: the annotation of a GenBank genome assembly
AAAAAGGACACAUUAACUCAACUGAAUUUUACGAGGGUUAACUCUAGUUAUUGUAUUAUAACAUAUUCAUAUUUACGUAUUUCCAUCUCGAAGAAACGCCAGGGUGUAUUAUCGUACGCAGAAAUACACAUAUAAGAAGGAAACACUUAGGAUGAAGAUCGCAGUGUUUGGGGCGACUGGUGCCACUGGUCAGUCAGUGGUCUCACAGGCACUGGCAGCAGACCACCAAGUGUUAGCGCUUGUCAGGACUCCGGCUAAACUCAAACUCACACAUGACAACCUAAAGGUUGAAGAAAUUGACAUCUUUAAUGUAACAUCCAGAGAGCCCUAUCUCCUUGGUUGUGAUUCUGUUAUCAGUUGUCUUGGAAACAGAAGCGUGAGUAGGGCUCCAACUAAUACAUACAGUGAGUCUAUGAAAAACAUUGUCAAAGCCAUGACUGAGUCUGGUGUAAGAAAACUAGUCACGAUGACAUCUUGGUAUACAGAUGGCAUUAAACCUCCUGGGCUUGAUUCAGGAAUAAGUGGGAUGAUGUUAGAUAAAUUUCUGUUGAUGUUAAAACCCACUUUGGAAGAUAUGACCCAUAUGGAGACAUAUUUAAAAAGCCUAACGUCGACCAUCAAGUGGACGUGUAUCAAGCCACCUGGUCUGACAAACAAGCCCGCAACGGGUCAAGAAAUAAAGACAGCAGAAGGACAGUACGUAGAGGGGUGCCAGAUGCAAAUAUCCAGAGAGGAUGUUGCAAAAUUCAUGCUGAAAAUUGCAACGAUAGAUGAUGAACUGUUCUCAGAUCAGACAGUGGCAAUAGGAAUUGAGGAAAUCAAAUAAAAAUGAUAUCAAUAUGGGAAUUUUGGACCUUGAUUCCCCUCAUACACUUGUUUUUUGCUUUUAAACAUCUAAACC